Eremothecium cymbalariae DBVPG#7215 is the source of this 2037-nucleotide messenger RNA. RefSeq names its product formin-binding protein HOF1 (gene HOF1). Gene Ontology annotation, molecular function: protein binding; phospholipid binding. The coding region runs from base 1 to 2037 and encodes 678 amino acids. Gene Ontology annotation, biological process: cytoskeleton organization. Gene Ontology annotation, cellular component: cell division site; mitotic actomyosin contractile ring, proximal layer; cytoplasmic side of plasma membrane. The transcript has a single exon. Lineage: Eukaryota; Fungi; Ascomycota; Saccharomycetes; Saccharomycetales; Saccharomycetaceae. The record is from RefSeq and is a predicted model, not a curated record.
AUGGCACUUAAUUAUAACUAUCAGUCGAACUUUUGGGAUGCCCAGGAGGAAGGUGUUCGGAUCCUGUUGCGACAUGUUGCACAGGGAUUAGAGGUGUGCAAGAAUUUGUCCGUAUUCUUCGAAGAGAGAAGUAAGUUGGAGAAGGAUUACUCGAGGAAGAUGGGGGCAAUUGUGCAUCAUUUAGAGAAACAACUGAAGAAUACUCCUGAUUAUGGGAACAUGCAACGCAGUUUAGAGUUGUGUAAGGUUGAGCAAACAAAGGUUGCGCAGAGUCACUCGAAGCAAGCGGAGCAGAUCUAUCGAGAGCAGUAUAACGCAUUGAAGGAGUUUGUCAGUAAUGGACAGGCACGUUAUAAGACGUUAGAGGGGAAGAUCAGGCAGUUGCGGAUGGAUAAAGUGCAGAAAAGACAAAUGCAUGAUGAGCUGUUAGAGAAAUUGGAAAAGGCCAAGGUAGAACUUCGAGAGUAUCAGCUGAACCAGCAAAAUUUAAUAGGCGGCCGCGAAUCAAUGAACAACCAAAAACAAUUGAGCAAAUGGCGUUCCAUUGUGGAUGAGUUGAGUAAGAAAAUCGAUGUACUUUCACAGGAAGCCAAGGCUGCCAAUAAACGUUGGUUACAGGAGUGGGGAUCAUUGAGUAUGGAGCUCCAGCUGCUGGAAGAAUCGAGGAUGCAAAUGAUGAAAACGAAGAUUCAGGAAUUUGCAGUAGUUGGUAUUGAUGCUGCAGUACAUGAGCAAAUUUCUUUAGAGAAACUAACUACAAUGCUCGCGGGUUUCACUAUUCAGCAGGAUAUCUACUCGUUUGCAUAUAACCAUGGAACUGGGAGGGUGAAGGCAAAGGACGGAGGUACUGGAUUGAACAACAAAACUAUUGAAGCUUCUUCCGUUGACAAGCAUACUGAAAACAUGAGGAUCUUGUCCUCAAAGUUACCGCGUAACAGACCAGUUUCUCAGCCACCAAUGCGUACCCCUCCAGACUCUCCGACAUUGAAAGAUGCUGCAAAUGAUAACUAUUCGAUAAUUGUCUUGGAUGAACACGUGCAGCAAUCUCAGGACCGAGAAUCCAACUACCUAAUGCAAUCGCCAACUGGGUUUCCAACGUCAAUGGAGCCGCGGAUGUCGCCAACUCGUGCACCUUACUUGCAAGGAUCCAGUCCCGCCAAGGUUAUCGAACAGAAUGGAGUAUCUUAUCCUGAUGAUGGUAAACCAGUAAAUGUUGACUCAAACGAGUGUCCCCCUCACUCAAGCGCUACCGUUAAGAGGUAUUCUCCAGAACAACGACAGCCUGUUGAAGUUCGUAGAAUUCAAAAGGACCAACAAUUAAUUAAUGAAGAAUUCCGGGAUACGAGGGCAGGUUCCUCAGAGUCUGAGUCAUAUACAUCCAAUCCAACCGAUUACACACAAAAAAAGGUCCGCACAAGUAUUGAUUCAAUGAGUACUUCCAUUUCGUCUUAUGCCAGUAGCAUAGAUGAUUCCCAACGACUAGCAAAGUCUUGGAAUUCUCGUAAUAGAAGAAAAUCCCGUGACUUUUGUAGGUCGGCAGAAGAUCUCUCGCGUCCAAGCUCUGAUCCGGUUCCAAUAGCAUCAUCUCAGUCGGGCAGUGAUGGUUCUUCUCUUAGAAGAACUAGAUCGCACCGCCGUAAAUCUUUGGCGGCAGAUAUUGAUGGGGCUCUGAGAGCACUGGAAGAAGAAGAAAUGAAGAGAAAUCAGCCAAAGUCCAAAAACCUCCCUUCGAGUGACUCUGAUUCUGAUGGCUCAAAUUCAGUAGAUCGUCAGCCACGCUUUAUUCCAUUCGAAAAAACGAAAACUACCACCUUUGAAUGGCCCAAGGCUACUAGCAGGGGUCAAAGAGUAAUUGGAUAUGCCAAAGCACUUUACAGCUUUACUGAACCUAAUGAAAAUGACAUCUUAAACUUUCAGAUGGGCGAUCAUCUUUUAUUAACAGAAAAGUUGAAUACCGACUGGUAUAUCGGAGAGGUACAUAACAGUAACGGUCGUCAAGGAUUAAUACCUAUGAACUAUGUUAAGUUUUUGUCAUGA